AUGAGAAAAUAUUCUGGAAGCAUUUAUUUGCAAAAUGAAUUUUUAAAAAAACAAAGUUCUUUCUUAGAACCAUUGUCUAUUACACAUUGUGAUAUACCAAUUCAAUAUUUUCCUAUCUCAAGUCUAGCUAAAAUAAUACUCGAGAAACAUCCAUAUCUAAUUGAUCGUAUUGAAAAUGAAGAAAAGCUGAAUUUUAUUUCAGAAUCGGAUCGACAAAAUCUCCCAACGAGUUUGAAUUUCAAAAACGAAUUGGACACAAUUGAUGAAUCCAUAUUCGAUCGUUUAAAAGGGCGUUUCCGGAUUGAAAUAUCAAUCGAUGAUUUUUCAUUUAAUGGCAAAUGUGGGCGAAAAUUCCUAGUCGGUUAUAUGACAUGUUCGAAUAUUGAAAUUGAAAAGCGAACCAAACGAGAUGACAUUCAAAUGUUUGUCAUGGCUAGAAGACCCAACGAAAAAAAAAUGAAUUUCAUGAAUAUUGUUCUUGAACCAUUUGUAAAAGAAAUGAUGCAUCUCGAAGAAAAAGGAAUUGAUAUUGAACAACAAAAAAAAGAUGGAACAAAAAUAAACAUCAAAGUUGGCAUCUCCAAAGUCAUCUGCGAUAAUUUGGCACAGAACGAAAUUCGCGAAUUCAAAAUGACCUUUGGUGUCGGUAGCUUAUGUGUUUAGAAAAAAAGAGAACGAUAUAAGAUGAAUAAUUUCGGACAUUCUUUAUUUGAUUAUUCAUUUAUAACAUACGAUUAUGAAAAACCCAGCAAAAAAAUCAUGGGAAAAUGAUUAUGGAUAGUAAGACCAUGCAUAUUAACGAAAUUGAAAGAAGUGAACAUCGGAAAUAUUAUGUCGCCAGAUUUAUUUCAUGAUUUAUACGGUAAUUCUUUUGUAAAUUUAUGUGUGUAA
Molecule: messenger RNA, 891 nt
Organism: Dermatophagoides pteronyssinus (European house dust mite)
Lineage: Eukaryota; Metazoa; Arthropoda; Arachnida; Sarcoptiformes; Pyroglyphidae
Source: RefSeq, a predicted model, not a curated record